UUGGAGAGACUUGACUGAUUCGAAACAAAUGAUUCCUAAACGAUUCAAAGCUUCACGAAACAGUGUUCCAAACGCGUCCAUCAUUACCUGAAACUUAAAAACGGCUUGUUUAACGUUUUUCAACGUUAUCUGUAAUGGAUGUCUCAGGUUCUGAUAGCGACUGGAGGAGCACAGCCUUCAGACAGAAAGUAGUGGCUAAAAUAGAGGAAGCCAUGAGAAAAGCAGGAACUGCUCAUAAUAAGUCCAGUUCUGACAUGGAAAAUCAUGUAUGUCUCAAGGCAAAGACCAGAGAGGAGUAUUUGUCUUUGGUUGCGAGGCUGAUAAUUCAUUUCAGAGAUGUUCAUAAAAAGGCACAAGGGGGUCCUGAUCCCAUGAAUGCCCUGCAGAAUUUGACUGGAGUGAGUGGAGGUGGACCAGGUGUCAUUGGCAUUGGACCACGCCCACCUGGUAUGGGGCAAAUGCAGAUGGGUCAGUAUACCAUGCAAGGAGUAGCAGGCGGCCAGCAGUCUGGUUCUGAUAGCGACUGGAGGAGCACAGCCUUCAGACAGAAAGUAGUGGCUCAAAUAGAGGAAGCCAUGAGAAAAGCAGGAACUGCUCAUAAUAAGUCCAGUUCUGACAUGGAAAAUCAUGUAUAUCUCAAGGCAAAGACCAGAGAGGAGUAUUUGUCUUUGGUUGCGAGGCUGAUAAUUCAUUUCAGAGAUGUUCAUAAAAAGGCACAAGGGGGUCCUGAUCCCAUGAAUGCCCUGCAGAAUUUGACUGGAGUGAGUGGAGGUGGGCCAGGUGUCAUUGGCAUUGGACCACGCCCACCUGGUAUGGGGCCCAUGGGGCAAAUGCAGAUGGGUCAGCAUGCCAUGCAAGGAGUAGCAGGCGGCCAGCAGUCUGGUUCUGAUAGCGACUGGAGGAGCACAGCCUUCAGACAGAAAGUAGUGGCUCAAAUAGAGGAAGCCAUGAGAAAAGCAGGAACUGCUCAUAAUAAGUCCAGUUCUGACAUGGAAAAUCAUGUAUAUCUCAAGGCAAAGACCAGAGAGGAGUAUUUGUCUUUGGUUGCGAGGCUGAUAAUUCAUUUCAGAGAUGUUCAUAAAAAGGCACAAGGGGGUCCUGAUCCCAUGAAUGCCCUGCAGAAUUUGACUGGAGUGAGUGGAGGUGGGCCAGGUGUCAUUGGCAUUGGACCACGCCCACCUGGUAUGGGGCCCAUGGGGCAAAUGCAGAUGGGUCAGCAUGCCAUGCAAGGAGUAGCAGGCGGCCAGCAGUCUGGUUCUGAUAGCGACUGGAGGAGCACAGCCUUCAGACAGAAAGUAGUGGCUCAAAUAGAGGAAGCCAUGAGAAAAGCAGGAACUGCUCAUAAUAAGUCCAGUUCUGACAUGGAAAAUCAUGUAUAUCUCAAGGCAAAGACCAGAGAGGAGUAUUUGUCUUUGGUUGCGAGGCUGAUAAUUCAUUUCAGAGAUGUUCAUAAAAAGGCACAAGGGGGUCCUGAUCCCAUGAAUGCCCUGCAGAAUUUGACUGGAGUGAGUGGAGGUGGGCCAGGUGUCAUUGGCAUUGGACCACGCCCACCUGGUAUGGGGCCCAUGGGGCAAAUGCAGAUGGGUCAGCAUGCCAUGCAAGGAGUAGCAGGCGGCCAGCAGUCUGCAGGGUCUGCUGGCCAGAUGCAGAUGAUGCAGCAGUCUAUUCAGUUUCAGCAGUUUCAGCCACAGCAGCAGGCAGCCAUGCAGCCUUCGCAGCAAACAGCUAUGCAGCAGAAUACUAUGCAGCAGAAUAUGCAGCAGUUACAUCAGAUGAAGCAACUCCAGCAACUCCAACAGCAGCACCAUCAGAAUCAACAACUGCAGCAUCCUAAUCAGCAACAGCAGCAGGCUCAGACUCAGCAGCAACAGAACCAGUUGCAUCAAAACAGAAUCCAACAACAACAGCAAUUAGUACAAUUGCAGCAGCAACUGCAACAGCAACAACAACAACAACAACAGGCCCAAGCCCAGGCUCAAGCACAGGCUCAGGCCCAGGCUCAAGCUCAGGCCCAGCAUUUGCAACAACAGCAGCAGCAGCAGCUUCAAGCUCAGGCUCAAGCACAAGGUCAAGCCCAAGCACUGGCCCAAGUUCAAGCAGGUCAGAUGCCGCCUCACUCACAGCAGCAGGUUUUGGUGCAGCAGUCUUUGGCACAAAUGCCCCAAGGACAGCAUCAAUCAAUCAACUCGCUGCAGCAGCAACAGUUGAAGCUCCAACAAGCACUCCAGGCAAGAGGUUUGCAGCAGCAGCAGCAACAACAACAACAGCAGCAGCAGCAACAACAUCAACAACAACAACAACAUCAACUGCAGCAGCAGCAGCAGCAACAACAACAACAACAGCAACAGCAGCAGCAGCAGCAACAACAGCAGCAGCAGCAGCAGGUUCAGCAGAUCCAGCAGGCGGCCCAGCUCUCAGCUGUUCCCAGUCAGAUGAUGCCCCGUCCUGGGAUGCAAAUUCCACCCCGGUUGCCCCGCGCCGCCCCGAACCCCGCCGCUCCUCAAAACCCCGCUGCCAUGGGAGGACAGCAAAUGCCACAGGGUCAGCAAAUGAUGUCCUCACCGUCACCAGUUCAGGUGCAGACGCCCCAGUCAAUGCCUCCUCCUCCCCAGCCUCAGCCGUCCCCCCAGCCUCCCACCUCUCAACCGAACUCUGUCAGCUCUGGUCCAACACCUUCCCCUGGAGGAUUCCAACCCAGUCCCUCUCCUCAACCAUCCCAGAGUCCAGCUUCUGCUCGCACCCCACAGAGUUACCCCCUCCAGGUACCUUCACCUGGACCACUCAACACCCCAGGCAAUCCAGGCUCAGUAAUGAGUCCAGCAGGAACCUCUCAAUCUGAAGAUCAACUAUAUAUGGACAAAUUAAAGCAGCUGUCAAAAUACAUUGAGCCACUGCGCAGAAUGAUCAACAAAAUAGACAAAAACGAAGACAGGAAAAAGGAUCUGAGCAAAAUGAAAAGUUUACUUAAUAUCCUCACUGACCCCAACACACGGUGUCCUCUUAAGACCCUACAAAAGUGUGAAAUCGCUUUAGAGAAGCUGAAGAAUGAUAUGGCAGUGCCGACUCCUCCCCCUCCAUCAGUGCCCUGUACUAAAAAGCAGUACCUGUGCCAGCCUCUUCUGGACGCCGUCAUGGCCAAUAUUCGAUCCCCGGUUUUCAACCAUUCACUUUACCGCACAUUUGCUCCCGCUAUGACGGCAAUUCAUGGACCACCGAUCACAGGCCCUUCAAUUCCGUCCCGUAAACGGAGACUUGAGGAUGACGACCGGCAAACGAUCCCCAACAUACUUCAAGGGGAGGUGGCUCGACUCAAUUCGAAAUUCCUGGUUAAUCUGGAUCCAUCCUACUGUAGUAACAAUGGAACGGUGCAUCUUAUUUGCAAACUAGAUGAUAAAAAUCUUCCCAGUGUUCCUCCUCUUCAGUUGAGCAUUCCAGCAGAUUACCCCGAUCAGAGCCCACACUGGGAAGAUGAUGGCCAGCAGUAUGAUGCCAACCCUUUCCUGCAGACUGUACAUAAGAACAUGACAUCCAAACUCCUUCAACUUCCUGACAAGCACUCGGUGACGGCUCUGCUGAACACAUGGGCCCAAAGCGUGAGACAGGCUUGCCUCUCGGCCGCUUAAGAGGUCUCCGACAGCAAACCAUUAAAAGCUUUGCACCUCCAUAGCACAAUGGCAAUAUAUGAAUGACGACUUGCUUUGCGUUUCUUUGUCUUUUUUAUUUACGUCCACAUCUUGUGUAUUACACUGAAGCCUUAACAGUUUGUGUAUUGCUUGAUAAAUUAAAUACACUCUGUACAAUACUA
Messenger RNA from Paramisgurnus dabryanus, 3805 nucleotides. RefSeq names its product mediator complex subunit 15 (gene med15). NCBI's taxonomy places the organism in Eukaryota, Metazoa, Chordata, Actinopteri, Cypriniformes, Cobitidae. Gene Ontology annotation, molecular function: transcription coregulator activity. Gene Ontology annotation, biological process: regulation of DNA-templated transcription. The record is from RefSeq and is a predicted model, not a curated record.